Molecule: messenger RNA, 2869 nt
Organism: Vespula pensylvanica (western yellowjacket)
Lineage: Eukaryota; Metazoa; Arthropoda; Insecta; Hymenoptera; Vespidae
Exons: 2
Coding region: 140-775 (211 amino acids)
Molecular function (GO): metal ion binding
Source: RefSeq, a predicted model, not a curated record
GCGGCACCACCAACAUCCGUUAUUUGGUCUUACCAUUGUUGCCACACCUUCUUGAUAUUCGAGAAGAAUACAACAAUUCACAAUGGUCACAUUUAGAUUAGUGUUUGUAGAGUGCACUGUUAAUUAAUUGGUUAGAACGAUGGCUUCCUUAGUUGCGGAUUACGGAACUUCGUCGGGUUCAGACAGUGAUGGUGAUGACGUAUCGGAUGAUGCUGAUAACACUUUCAAGGAGGAAGAGGAAGAAGAUGAGGAAGAUGAUGAACCUGGUGAAAAUAAUGACGACACACAAACUGAAACUGCUUCCAAAGAAAAACUUCCAUUACCUACACCUGAUUUUAAUGGCACACCCACCUUGAAAACUUCCGUCUUCUCUAAUCCAUUUGUUGAAGCUGAAAAAGCUAAAAGUGCUAUACUUGAGAAACAUGUAAAAAUGACUCCAACACUAGAUGAUACUAAAAUGAUAAAUGGUAGAAAGAUUUGUUGGAACUAUAGAAAAGGUAGAUGCCGAUUUGGUCAUAAUUGUACUUUCGCUCAUGACUCAGACCUGCAUAGAACAGCAGCUGAGUUGGAAGCCAUUCGAGCUCCGCAAGAAACUAUUAUUUGUCAAACUCAAUACAAUGGUCAGCUUUCCAUAAAUGAUGAAAAUGAUGUCGAUCAAGAGAACAAUCAUACGAAUAAACGUAAGAAAAGACCAGGAUUAAGUCAGUCCUUAAUUCCUAGUAAAAAGGUUUUAAAAAUGUACAAAGCCCAACAGACUAAAGCUAUUAGUAGAUAAAUAAAAAGCAGUAAUUAUAGCACUUCAAAGUAUAUACAGUAGUUUAAAAGCAAUGAAGACUAUUAUUGUCGUUUGCUUUUAAAAAGGAAAAAAAUAUUAGUCCUUCCAAUACUUAGUUAUAAAUACAAUUUUAUAAUUCUACUAAACUCGGUUCACAAUUGUAUGGAGGAAGCUGCUUUAAACAUGAUAUUUGGGAGAACUAUUGAUAUUUUAAUAUCUUCUUCCAUAUAUGGCAAUUUUUAUAAAUUUUAAUGACUUUUACAUAAAAAAAAAAAUAUUUAUGGAAUUAAAUAUAAAUUUAAGAUAACUUGCAAACAAUGCUUCCAGCAGAGUGCUAAUUAUUAAUUCAUAUUAUAUAUACUUUUCAAAUAAUGAAAAGCUUUAGUAUUCUUAGAUAGUACCUGGUAUAUAUCUCUAUGGAACAGGUUGCAAUGUACAAAGUUUAGAUAUUAUUUAUAGAUUUAAUACUUUUUAUGUGCUUAAAAAAAGAAUGAUUAGUAAGAAUCAUGUAUGCAACAAGUCGUUUUUGCAGAAAUGUUAUCCAAUUGUAGUUGAGAAAUAUUCAGAGACAUAUUAUUAUGGAUAUGAUAUAUCUUCUUCUUGUCUUCUGAUAAAACAUUUUAUAACUUCUCUCGUCUCCUGCUCGUAUAUAAUAAUUACUCGCUUAUACACGUAUGAAAAAGUGAAAUGUAGUAAUUACGAAAAAAAUUUCAGUAUAUAUGAUAUAAAGCAAUAUACAUUUAUCAUUAAAAAAAAAAAAACUCCAUUAAAAUAUAUUCAUACGUGUAAUCUUUGAUAAACAUAUAAAAUUAAUUAGACUUUUCCAGUAUAUAAAACUUUUGAUAUAAUAUAAUACUAAAUAAAGAAUGCUCACAUAUAUCAGUAUUUAAGCAUUCUCUAUAAAUUUUUCUCAAUGCAUUACUUCUUCCUCAUCUAUUAAUAUAUUUAUAAUUAUAUUAUGGAACUAAUAUGACUUGUUAAAAAGAUAUACAAAAUUUAUAAUUCUUUUUUUUCUUUUUUUUUUUGUUAUAUACAGGUAUCUUUAUGCAAUCAAAUAUAUAUUGUCACAGCCAGUCAAAAGUUUUUCCCUUAUAAAUAUAAUACAGUUGUUUAAUAUUAAAAACAGUAAAGUCAGAUAUGAUCUGUCAAUAUGAAGUGUACAAAUAGAUAAAAUAACAAACAUGAAAUUAACAUUUGUGUAUAUUUAAAAUUAGAAUGUGUUGUUAUAACAUUUACUCAUAUUUUGUACAACUGUUUGUACGAUUAUGAGAUUUUUUUUGAAAAUUUGGAAUAAAUUACAUACUGGUAAUCAAAUGUUGAUUUAUCGGUUCCUAUCCUCUCCCCCGCUUAUGAAAAUAUGUGUAAGAUUUAAUCUGAAAAAAGAAAAACAAUAACAUUGAUUAUUAUACUUAUAGAAAAAAAUUGUUAUUAAUUAAUAUUUAAAAGAACGAAAAAAAAAAUAAAAGAAAAUAAAAAAUUCCACUAUAAGAAUAGUUCCCAAAAUUGAUAGGCACAUGAUAUUUUAUUAGACAAUAAUGGGUACAAUAUGAGCUCAGAUCCAUUAUACAUGAGAUAAGUGAUAAUAACUUAUUAUUGCAUUUUUCAUUGAAAAUAUAUAUAUUUAUAUAUCAUUCUUUUUUAUUUUCGCGACUGAAUAUCUCACAGGCACUUUAUCUUUAAAGAAUGGCAAAAUGUGGUAAACGUGUCUGUCUUAUGUAAAUAAGCACAAAGAGUGUAACCACCAUAGGUCAUUUAGUCUCAUUUUAAUAUCUGAAAAAAACAGAUUUGUACACCAUGCCAUUGUUAUUCGAUCUUAAUCUGUUCGAUAUACACCUGUAAUAAAUUAUGAUCUUUCGUAGAAACUAUAACUCAGUCAUACUCUUGCAAUUAAUCACAGAAAUUUUUUUAUAAUUAAAUCAUAGUAUGUAUAUUUAACUUAUUGGAACGGGUAUGUGCCCGCUAACUAUUUAUAAGUUUUAUAUUUUUUUAUGUUAUAAAUACGUAAUUCUCGUAUGUCACAGAACAUUACAAUCGUUGAAACAUACUUUUUCCAUCAGUUUUUUACUUUCUUUUUUUUUUUUUUUUUUUUUUUUU